UCGAUAUGGUCACUAAAAGUGAAUGUGUCUUAAGUUUGAUCCUGGCUUUAAGCUGUGCAGCUUUUGCUCAAAAGAAUGUAGUCUGCUACUACGCAUCCUGGGCGACGUAUCGUGCCGGACGAGGUCAAUUCAAUGUGGACGACAUCGAUCCCAAUCUGUGCACGCAUCUAGCGUACGCCUUCUUUGGGUUGCUCGAGAAUGGAACCAUCUCAAUUUUGGAUCCCUGGUUGGACUUGGAUUCGGGCCGAGGCAAUAUCCGACUAUUCAACGAACUGAAGAACGUUAACCCUAGUUUGAAAACGUUGGCCGCCAUCGGAGGAUACAAUCAACAGUCGGAAAUAUUUUCUAAGGUGGCAGCGAACCCUGCACUACGACAAGCUUUUGCGGAAGAUGCCCGAGAUUUUUGUCUUCUGCAUGGGUUCGAUGGGGUGGACAUCGGCUGGGAAUUUCCCGGACAGCGAGGAGGAGAUCCUGUAGCUGACAGAGAAAAUUUUGUUUUGAUGUUAGCCGAUUUGAAGCAAGUGUUAUCAGCUAACGGAUUGAUACUGACAGGAGCGCUGGCGGCUGCUCAAAACAUAGCAGAAACUGCCUACAAUAUACCACUUGUAUCACAGCAUUUGGACUUCAUCAAUCUGAUGGCGUAUGACUUCAAUGGAGCGUGGAAUUCUUUCACUGGCCACAAUUCGCCGCUGUUUGCGGGACCAGCAGAUAGUACGGAUUUUCAGAGAACCUUGAAUGUAGAUCACAGUGUGUCGUACUGGCUACAGCAGGGAGCUCCAGCGUCGAAGAUCAAUCUUGGAGUUCCACACUACGGAAGAACUUUCACGCUGGAAAAUAAAGCGAAUCAUUGGUUGCGAGCGAAUGCUAUCGGACCUGGAUCACCCGGUUUUUACACUCAAGAGGAAGGCGCUUUGGCUUAUUAUGAAAUAUGUGAAAAUUUCUCAAGUGGCAGUUGGGCUCAAUUUUGGGAUUCUGAUCAGAAAAUUCCGUUCGGUGUUAUCAAUGAUCAGUGGAUUGGAUACGACAAUGAAGAAACAACAACGUACAAGUGCAAUUAUAUCUUGCAACAUAAUUUAGCCGGUGGAAUGGUGUGGUCAAUGGAUCAAGACGAUUUUCGUGGUAAUUGCGGCCCGAAAUUUGCGUUGUUAUCAGCUCUUCAAUCGUGUCUCAACUGAUAUCAUUACU
Messenger RNA from Armigeres subalbatus, 1185 nucleotides. Its product is annotated as chitinase-3-like protein 1. The record is from RefSeq and is a predicted model, not a curated record. Lineage: Eukaryota; Metazoa; Arthropoda; Insecta; Diptera; Culicidae. Gene Ontology annotation, cellular component: extracellular region. Gene Ontology annotation, biological process: chitin catabolic process; carbohydrate metabolic process. The transcript is spliced from 4 exons. The coding region runs from base 6 to 1175 and encodes 389 amino acids. Gene Ontology annotation, molecular function: chitin binding; chitinase activity.